AUUGUUUUUUAUUUUGUUUUAGGAAUUCUGUCGGUAUGGUAAAAUGAUAGCUUUAAGGCUGGUUAAAGAUAUAAUAACUGGUUUAAGUAAACGAUAUGCUUUUAUAGAAUAUGAAACAUUUAAAAUGGCAUUGAAUGCUUAUGUACUUUGUAAAAAACUAGUAUUAAAGAAUUCUGAGGUAUUUGUGGAUUUCGAAUGUGGACGAUUACUACCUGGAUGGAAACCUCGAAGACUAGGUGGAGGUUUUGGAGGUGAAAAACAAUCAGGUCAACUUAGAUUUGGUGGUAGAAUAAGAAGUUUUAGACCACCUUUAAAUCUGGUUGAAUUUAAAAAGAAUAGAUCAAAUAAUGAAGAAAACAAAGAAAUUAGAAAGUCAAUUACAACUCCUCGUUCUACUAACGACAGGCAUUCAAAUUCUGUUGGUGUUUCAACUACAUCGGCACCUUCAAUUAUAUCAUUACCAUUAACACCACCAUCGCAACCCGCUAUGGUUUUACCAUUAACACCUCCUUCAUAUUCAAAUGCACUGAUGCCAUUAACACCACCUUCACAAUCUAUAAUUGUUUUACCAUUAACACCUCCUUUAAAUUCAACUGUCACAUUACCAUUAACACCACCAUCACAUUCUAUUACAUCUUUACCUUUAACACCACCCUUAAAUUCGAUUCCGCCUACUUGAAAUGUUAUUAAAUUUAAAUAAAUUUACUGAAAAUUUAAAUGACUCAUUAGCUAUAAUU
Diuraphis noxia (Russian wheat aphid) is the source of this 737-nucleotide messenger RNA. RefSeq names its product U11/U12 small nuclear ribonucleoprotein 35 kDa protein-like. Gene Ontology annotation, cellular component: precatalytic spliceosome. NCBI's taxonomy places the organism in Eukaryota, Metazoa, Arthropoda, Insecta, Hemiptera, Aphididae. Gene Ontology annotation, molecular function: mRNA binding; snRNA binding. The record is from RefSeq and is a predicted model, not a curated record. Gene Ontology annotation, biological process: mRNA splicing, via spliceosome.